Ruditapes philippinarum (Manila clam) is the source of this 3896-nucleotide messenger RNA. RefSeq lists its product as uncharacterized. The record is from RefSeq and is a predicted model, not a curated record. Lineage: Eukaryota; Metazoa; Mollusca; Bivalvia; Venerida; Veneridae. The transcript has 7 exons. Gene Ontology annotation, molecular function: ubiquitin-protein transferase activity. Bases 3035 to 3892 code for a protein of 285 amino acids.
UUAUGUGGUUGCAUCAUUAUAUACAGUCAACUUAUCAAUAUAUUAUGUCAAUCUUUCAAUAUACGAUGUGCAUUUAUUAUUAUACGAUGUGCAUUUAUGAAUAUAUUAUGUGGUUGUAUCAUUAUAUACAGUCAAUUUAUCAAUAUAUUAUGUCAAUCUUUCAUUAUACGAUGUGCAUCUAUUAUUAUACGAUAUGCAUUUAUUAUUAUACGAUGUGCAUCUAUUAUUAUACGAUGUGCAUUUAUGAAUAUAUUAUGUGGUUGCAUCAUUAUAUACAGUCAACUUAUCAUUAUAUUAUGUCAAUCUUUCAUUAUACGAUGUGCAUCUGUUAUUAUACGAUGUGCAUCUAUUAUUAUACGAUGUGCAUUUAUGAAUAUAUUAUGUGGUUGCAUCAUUAUAUACAGUCAACUUAUCAAUAUAUUAUGUCAAUCUUUCAUUAUACGAUGUGCAUCUAUUAUUAUACGAUGUGCAUUUAUUAUUAUACGAUGUGCAUCUAUUAUUAUACGAUGUGCAUUUAUGAAUAUAUUAUGUGGUUGCAUCAUUAUAUACAGUCAACUUAUCAAUAUAUUAUGUCAAUCUUUCAUUAUACGAUGUGCAUCUGUUAUUAUACGAUGUGCAUCUAUUAUUAUACGUUGUGCAUUUAUGAAUAUAUUAUGUGGUUGCAUCAUUAUAUACAGUCAACUUAUCAAUAUAUUAUGUCGAUUUUUCAUUAUACGAUGUGCAUCUAUAAUUAUAUGACCGCUGCUUUAUAUGAAGUGCAAACAUCAUUAUAUCGUGUGCUUCUGUCAUUAUGAUGAUGGGGUAAAAUUUACUGGGUUAUAUCUCACUAUGCACCGUUAAUGGCGUUAUCUGCAACAGCGGGAAAACUCAAAGUAAGUUGUAUCUUCUUUAUUUAUUUUUUAACUACGUGUGUCAUUAAAUAUUUGUAUAAUAAAUGUACCAGAAGUAUCAUGUUUAUUAAUAUCUGGUUUGUUAGUACUGUGGAGUGAUUUUUGUGCUGUUUAAUCUAAAUUAUUUUACUCUGAUCUUUCGUCUCUCACUUGAAAGUUGAUUCGACCUUGUCAGCAGGGUAGCAAGACACCUCAUCCCCCAGAUACUUAAUCCCCAGACACUUCACCCUCCAAUUUUGAAGACACUUCAUCCCUUCAGACACUUCACCCCCCAAAAUCAGUAAGACACUUCACCCCUCAUCCAAUUUUUUUCUAUAAAGUAAAUAAAACAAGUUGGUCAACAACAAAAUGCGUAUAUAUGUUUAUAUUUAUUAUUUUUAGUAUUAUUUGAUUAAAAAUUUUGCUUAUUACCUUUAUUUUUACUAAGUUUUAAGCUGAUUUAGGUUAUUUGGUUGUAUUGCCAAAUUAUAUAUAACAGCACUUUCAUCCAUUUAAAGUUUUUAUUGCAUGUCACCUUGUUUAUUCAACAUGUUGAUUAGUUGUUUAUUCAACGGUUAUCUCACAAUUGAUUAGAUAAUUGAAUUAAAAUGGUAUAAUUGUAUGAAAAUUAAAUUUAUUCUUAAUAAAUAAAUUUAAUAAAUAAACAAAUAAAUAAAUAAAAUGAAUAUGAAUGAAUGAAUCGGUUGCUAUAUAAAAUAUAGGACGCGGACAGGACGUGGCCAAGGUAGUCCUGAUUGGCCUGUAACUGGGCCUCUCCAACCUCUUCGGCCCUGUCACAGGCCUUGUUCACUUUCUUCUAAAUGAGGGAUGAAGAAGGUGCCUUGAUAUUUAAGCAGGUGAGAACAAGUGACACAUCAUCCAUUCCCAUUCUAGAUUUCGUCACCGGCAUCACUUUGAAAGUGGCAGCUCUGGCAAUGAAUAGAUACUUUGAUACAAAGUCCAUGCCGUCGCACUAUUCUCAGGGAAAUGGACGCGUUUUGGCAGUGCUGCCGAUGGAACAAUGACACUAAUUGUUUUAAAUUGUCUAAAUGUACAAUGAUACAUUCAUCAAUUUCAGCAACUUCAUCAUUUAUUACCUCAUUUUCAGAUUUUGGUCUGAGUAUGGUAGACUAACACUGUCAUCAUCAUCACUUUUGCUGUUACUGGUUAUAUGUUUUACAUCAGUUGCCUCUGACUGACUAAGUCUCACAACUUGUUCAACAGGUUCAUUUGAUUUUGGUCUGAGUUUGUAUGGUAGACUAACACUGUCAUCAUCAUCACUUUUGCUGUUACUGGUUAUAUGUUUUACAUCAGUUGCCUCUGACUGACUAAGUCUCACAACUUGUUCAACAGGUUCAUUUGAUUUUGGUCUGAGUAUGGUAGACUAACACUGUCAUCAUCAUCACUUUUGCUGUUACUGGUUAUAUGUUUUACAUCAGUUGCCUCUGACUGACUAAGUCUCACAACUUGUUCAACAGGUUCAUUUGGUUACAUUGAUGUACUACACAUCAUGGCACAGUAUGAUACUAUUACAUCAUUGUUAGGUAGAAUAGGUCUAAGACACCUUGUUGAAAACUUCAAAACCCAGAGGAUCGACAGUAUUGACACAUGCAAGAGAUUAGCAGACACUGAUUUACUAUCUCUUGGUCUGUCUACAAUUGGAGACCGUGCCCGGUUCCGUGCUGAAAUUACAGCAUGUCAUGAAAAUGCAUCAACAGGUGACAGUAGAGCUUUUUUGGCAAGCCGGUCAAGAUUCAGCAGAAAGAAGCCAGCUAGACGUAAAACUUGGACAGGAACAUUCGUUUGUUUGGCAGAUCAUAACCAACCAAGGUUCCAUGUCAAGAGGAAAAAGUUUGCCUACAAAGGGCAGGAUUAGGUGUUAAAAAAAUUACUUUUGAUUCUGAGGCAUCUGAAUCAGAAGUAGAUUCUGUUAUUACUGGUGAAAGUGGUUUUAAAAAACUUGAAGGCUGUGGCGGUUAUGAACUCUUGCAUUGUAGAUCUAACUGCAGAAAUCUUUCAAAAAAUAGAUGUAAGCUGGGAUGUAAAAAAGCUUGAAAACUGUUGUUGGUGGACAGAGUAAAAUAUACAUUAGACCCAUUCAAACCUCCCUGGAGUUACAGUUCGAAAACGAGGAGGCAAAUACAUCCAAUAUAAAGUUUCCAUGUAUGAUAUGUGGUGUUGAAUUCAUUGUUAGGGACUUACGGGAGCAUGCAAAUACCUGCUUAAAAACUGAUAAUCCUACUGACAAUGAAGUUGUUAACAAGGACACAACUUUUGAAACACCUUUUGAAAUAAAUAUGCCUCUUGACUUAAACAAUUUAGAGUUUUUCUCUGCUGAUCUUAGUGACACCGUACAGAUAGAAUCUUCUGCAGAGAAAAGUACUCAACAAGUUGACAGUCCUACAGAAACAGCUAGCACCUUUUCUGGAAUUGAGAAUCACCAACAAAAUGAACAGUCAGAAAUCCAAACAAUUACAGAAUCCUGUAUAGAAGGUAUUAGUUCCCAGGAAAUAACAGAUCCGAUUCAUGGUUUAAGAUUUUUGCAGACAAAGAUUGUUACAGGAAGAAAGCUUGAUUUAGAAGAGGAAGACUUGGAGUCUGGUCUUACAUGUGCUGACUGUAGUACAAAUUACAUAAUUGUUGACAGGAAUCACAUUUUGUCCACAGGUAUGGAUGAAAUAAAAGAACUGAAUGACUUGAGGCUAACAUUGGAAGUUCAGUUCUAUGGUGAGAAUGCUGAGGACUAUGGUGGGCCCAGGAAGGAAUUCUUUAGCCUUAUUCUACCAGAACUGAAGGCUAAAUACUUCGAACCAGUGCGUGAUUGGAUAAGUUUGAGUGAAUAUGAAACAGCAGGAAAGAUUAUAGCAUUCUGCUUGCUACAGAAUGGAAAACUGCCUAGAAUUCUAGAUGUGAACACAUUGGCUGAACUGUUUGAAGACAGUCCAAGAGGGGUUCUUUCUGCUUUCGCUAAGGGAUUGGAUUCACUUGGAAUAUUUCAGGUACAAGUUUUUUAUAGCAAAUAAUGUU